AUGAAGCACGUGGGUAAUACUCCUUCAAAACCCACGAAGCUAUACAGAGGGAAAAAUGGGUUGCUGAGAUACAGGCUUUGGCUUGGUACCUUUGUUACAGCAGAAGAAGCUGCUUUGGCUUACGACAAAGCUGUUUAUAAGCUUUGUGGUGACUUUGCUAGGCUUAAUUUCCCGAAUUUCAAACACCAUGGAUCAUGUAUUGGCAUUGGUGGUGAGUUUGGUGAGUAUAAGCCUCUUCCUUCUUUUGUAGCCGCUAAACUUCAAGCUAUUUGUGAAGGUUUAGCUGAGAUGCAGAAACAGGGAAAGCCAGAGAAGUCUAAGAAAACACCUGCUCAGUUGAAAACUUCCUCCAAGGUGGUGCCUCCACUGGAGACGGUGGAGAUAGAGAAGUCUGUUGAUGACUUGAAGGGUCCAGGUUCAGAAGGAUUUUGUAAGGUUGAAGUUUUAGAAGUUUGUUCAUGCCUUAAUUGUGAGUUUUCGAAUGAGUUUGUUGACUUAAAGAAUCAUUACAAAAAAGAGUUGACUUCGUAUUCCUUUGCUGAGUUUAAAGCAUUCUUCAUUUACAAGUGCAGGCUGCAGAGAAUUAGAAUCAGUAUCUGCUCAAUACUACAUUUAUAUAUUGAUUUGAAUGUAACAUAUCGUUUAGCUCUGAUACGUCAAGAAAGAGCUGAGUUUAAAAUUCUACUCUGCCUUUAUUUAUACUGA
Molecule: messenger RNA, 705 nt
Organism: Vicia faba (fava bean)
Lineage: Eukaryota; Viridiplantae; Streptophyta; Magnoliopsida; Fabales; Fabaceae
Source: the annotation of a GenBank genome assembly